Molecule: messenger RNA, 866 nt
Organism: Volvox carteri f. nagariensis
Lineage: Eukaryota; Viridiplantae; Chlorophyta; Chlorophyceae; Chlamydomonadales; Volvocaceae
Exons: 6
Coding region: 228-866 (212 amino acids)
Source: RefSeq, a predicted model, not a curated record
UGAUGAACCUGUGGCCCAUCUUAUAUUUUUAACUGUGCAAUAUGUCCAUGACCAUGUAUGAGGGUCAAACCCUCACUGCCGGACAGCCCGUUGGCCGAACAUUUAACUUAAAGACGACCCCAAUCAUACAUUUGUGAACAUACAUUAACACGCUGCAGCAAACGCAUCGAUUGGGUUUUACGAUACAGCAGGGCGCGCGGUGGGCGCGCAAGAUUCUUGCCAUCACCAUGUCCAAGGACCGCUCACAGGAUUACCAAGUCGUCGAUAAUCAGGGCGAGCCUUCGUCGCAGGAGGCACCGACGGUUCCCCGGCCUGCGGGUUCCGCGACAAAGAAUCACUAUCUGCUUAUUGGGCUCGCGAUCGCCUGCUGCGUAGUUGUGGCAGCAAUUGUUGGCCCUGUUUGUGGAACUGGUCACUGUGGAAAGAAAUCAUCGGCGGCGUCAACAAGAAAUGUGCCGCUGAAUCCCCUUCCACCGAUGCCGUCUCAGCCGCCAUCGCCUUCACCGCCUCCCCCAUCGCCGCCAUCACCUCCCCCACCGCUGAGGGCGCCGCUAUUGCCGUCCUCAACCCUGCCUCCCCCGGCUUCUCCACCGCCCUCCCCUCCACCACCGUCACCAUCAUUGCCACAAGUCCCGCCGCCGCCUUCACCGGACACGCCAGUGUUGAAGUUUGAAGAUCGAGCUUUCGCAUGGUCACCUAUUAGCUGCACCCGCAGAGGUACGAAUGGUACAAAUAUGGAACGGAACCCGCCGGAUGGACGGAAGAUGACAAUGGGCGCGGAGCCCCCAAAGCUGCGCGCACCCUGCACCUGGUUUCGCGUGUUGCAGCGGGCGCUGAAAAUCCACAUGACCCUGACAACACCCUGA